AUGACUUCACACGGCCUCGUGCUUCCUCCAACGGAGAGUUGGAAGGGUGACGGCGAUGACAGUCCUAACUUCCGAAGCUUGGGCAAACUAUCUCCACCUGUGAUGCGCAAGAUUGAGCCAUUCGGGGCGCAAUUCCUUGCUUACGCUCGCCGCAAGCGUCAUGGGCGUACUUUCUCCGAGGAUCAACGUCUCGAAGCCCUCAAAAAGGUGAAGAAAUCCGAGGACGACGAUGACGGCGAGAUCAGUGAACCAGAAGAUCCCUUGAUGCUGGCGAGAGAUGCGAAGGACUGGAAGGGACAAGACCACUACGCCGUCCUCGGCCUCUCCAAAUACCGCUACAAAGCCACCGACGAGCAGAUCAAGAAGGCGCACCGCAAGAAGGUCCUCAAACAUCAUCCAGACAAGAAGGCCGCGGCUGGCCAGAGUGACGAGAACGACAGCUUCUUCAAAUGCAUUCAACGUGCCCACGAGAUCCUGACUGACCCAGUCAAACGUCGUCAGUGGGACUCCGUUGACGAAGCCGCUGACGUCGAGCCACCAACCAAGAAAGACAUGCAAAAGCCAGGAAACUUCUACAAGAAAUGGAACGCCGUGUUCCAGAGCGAAGCCAGGUUCAGUAAGAAGACCCCUGUCCCCAUGCUCGGCGACGAGAACAGCACGCGCGAGGAAGUGGAGCAAUUCUACGAUUUCUGGUACAACUUCGAUAGUUGGCGCACGUUUGAGUAUCUGGAUGAAGAUGUCCCGGAUGACAAUGAAGGACGAGACCACAAGCGACACAUUGAGAAGAAGAACGCGAACGCUCGACGCAAGCGCAAGACCGAGGAUACGGCACGUUUGAGGAAGCUUGUGGACGACUGCCUCAGCUACGACGAGAGAAUCAAGAAGUUCCGCAAGGCCGCCAGCGCAGACAAGAACAAGAAGCGGCUGGAGAAAGAGGCUGCUGCCAAGCGCGAGGCCGAAGAGAAGCAACGUGCUAAGGAGGAGGAAGAACGCAAGAAGAAGGAGGAAGAAGAAAAGUUAAAAGCGGACAAGGAAGUGGCCAAGAAGGCGAAAGAGGCAGCUAAGAAUGCGGUCAAGAAGAACAAGCGCGUCGUCAAGAGCAGUGUCAAGGACGUGAACUACUUCUCGGCGGGAGAGGCGUCUCCCAAGCAGAUCGACGAUGUGUUGAACGACGUGGACAAGCUACUCGCCAACGUUGAUCCCGACGAGCUGGCUGAGUUGGUCUCCAAACUCAACAUUGCCGGAAAGGACGCAGCAAAGGUCAAGGAGGUUUUCUCGGAGACCACGGGUGGCUUGGUUGGUGGCGGGAAGCUCAAGGAGAGCGACCUGAAGGUCUUGAAAUGA
Molecule: messenger RNA, 1344 nt
Organism: Fonsecaea pedrosoi CBS 271.37
Lineage: Eukaryota; Fungi; Ascomycota; Eurotiomycetes; Chaetothyriales; Herpotrichiellaceae
Exons: 2
Coding region: 1-1344 (447 amino acids)
Biological process (GO): 'de novo' cotranslational protein folding; regulation of translational fidelity
Cellular component (GO): cytosol
Molecular function (GO): ribosome binding; Hsp70 protein binding
Source: RefSeq, a predicted model, not a curated record